CAUCAAGGUCUCCUUUCAUCAGACAACUUGCUAUAAAAAUGUUAACCACCCAGUCGAUCUUCAGCAUUCGACAAUCGUUUUGAACCCCAUCAACAGCCACCAUGAAAAUCGUACUUCUCAUCGUCGCUCUUGCAGCAGUUCAUGCCGAAGAAGCCACGAAGGGCUCUACGCGAGUUAAACGUGGCUACCUUAGCCAAGGCUAUGGAGGCUAUGAAGGCAUUGGAGGUAUUGGAGGUCUUGGCGGCUUGGGAAGCUAUGGAGGCUUGGGCGGCUACAGCGGCUACAAUAGUGGUCUAUCUCUCUACGCAGCGCCUGCAGCUGUUGCCGUGCCUGUACCCCAACCGGUUGCCGUGCCUGUUAUCAAGAGGGUGGCCGUGCCAGUGCCUGUUCCACACGCCGUGCCAGUGAUCCAGAAGGUGGCCGUACCAGUCACCAGGAUAGUCAAGGUGCCCGUACCUGUUAAAGUCGCUGUUCCAGUGAGGAGUUAUGGAGGUUGGUCCGGUGGUUACGGAGGCCUAUCCAGUAGCUACGGCAGUGGAUGGUGGUAAAUCGGGACAUUUUAAUUAACCUUGUACAUGUGUAGAGAAAUAUAAAAUAUUUUACCAAA
Molecule: messenger RNA, 607 nt
Organism: Dendroctonus ponderosae (mountain pine beetle)
Lineage: Eukaryota; Metazoa; Arthropoda; Insecta; Coleoptera; Curculionidae
Product: cuticle protein 64
Exons: 2
Coding region: 102-548 (148 amino acids)
Source: RefSeq, a predicted model, not a curated record